CUCUAUAUCCUCUAUCAUAUCUAGUAUCUAAAAGCAAACAAAACAAAUGCGCACAUGCCUUGUCUUACACUAAUAUACGAUACCAAUUCAAUGACGUAUCCAUUCGAUAUAGAAAUGAAUCUUCUUUAUUUUAGGCCUAAAUUAUUCUCUUUCGUAAGUGCAGAAAUGUAUUAUCCUUUUGUAUUCCUAUCCGACUCCAAUUUUAAAUUGAAUUGAUUAUUGAUUCAUUUUACUUGAUAAAAUUGGAGUCCAUAAAGAAAUUUAGAUUAUUGUGUAUAUCAGAUUAAAAUGACUAGCCUUAUUAUUAUUACUGAUCGGUAAAAUUAAUAUAUGUAAAAGGGGGGUUCUUUUAUGGUAAAAAAUCCAUUCAUCUCGGUUAUUUCCCAAGAAAAAGAAGAAAAGAGGGGGUCCGUUGAAUUUCAAGUAUUCGUGUUCACCAAUAAGAUACAGAGACUUACUUCCCAUUUGGAAUUGCACAAAAAAGACUAUUUAUCUCAGAGGGGUCUGCGGAAAAUUCUGGGAAAACGUCAACGGCUAUUGGCUUAUUUGUCAAAAAAAAAUAGAGUACGUUAUAAAGAAUUAAUUAGUCAGUUGGGUAUUCGAGAGACAAAAACUCGUUAAUUUGAUGAGUCAUUUUGAAUUAUUCGCUUAAUUUUUGAUGAACUUCUUUUCGCUUUCAGCAAUUCAUGGAAGAAUGAAUCGGGGAAAAACUUAUGACUGCAACAGCUACAAGAAAAGACCUCAUGAUAGUCAAUAUGGGCCCUCAACACCCAUCAAUGCAUGGUGUUCUUCGACUCAUCGUUACUCUAGAUGGUGAAGAUGUUAUUGACUGUGAACCAAUAUUGGGUUAUUUACACAGAGGGAUGGAAAAGAUUGCGGAAAACCGAACAAUUAUACAAUAUUUGCCUUAUGUAACACGUUGGGAUUAUUUAGCUACUAUGUUCACAGAAGCAAUAACCGUAAAUGCACCAGAGCAGUUAGGAAAUAUUCAAGUACCCAAAAGGGCUAGCUAUAUCAGAGUAAUUAUGUUGGAAUUAAGUCGUAUAGCUUCUCAUUUGUUAUGGCUUGGCCCCUUUAUGGCCGAUAUUGGUGCGCAGACCCCCUUCUUCUAUAUUUUUCGAGAAAGAGAAUUAAUAUAUGACCUAUUCGAAGCUGCUACCGGUAUGCGAAUGAUGCAUAAUUAUUUUCGUAUCGGAGGAGUAGCUGCUGAUCUACCUCAUGGUUGGAUAGAUAAAUGUUUGGAUUUUUGCGAUUAUUUUUUAACAGGGGUUGCUGAAUAUCAAAAGCUUAUUACGCGGAAUCCUAUUUUUUUAGAACGAGUUGAGGGGGUGGGCAUUAUUGGAGGCGAAGAGGCAAUAAAUUGGGGUUUAUCAGGACCAAUGCUGCGAGCUUCUGGAAUACAAUGGGAUCUUCGUAAAGUUGAUCAUUAUGAGUGUUACGAUGAAUUUGACUGGGAAGUCCAAUGGCAAAAAGAGGGGGAUUCAUUAGCUCGUUAUUUAGUACGAAUCGGUGAAAUGAAAGAAUCCAUAAAAAUUAUUCAACAGGCUCUAGAAGGAAUUCCGGGGGGGCCCUAUGAGAAUUUAGAAAUCCGACGCUUUGAUAAAGUAAGGAAUCCCGAAUGGAAUGAUUUUGAAUAUCGAUUUAUUAGUAAAAAACCUUCUCCAACUUUUGAAUUGUCGAACCAAGAACUUUAUGUAAGAGUCGAAGCCCCAAAAGGGGAAUUGGGAAUUUUUCUCAUAGGAGAUCAGAGUGUUUUUCCUUGGAGAUGGAAAAUUCGCCCACCAGGUUUUAUCAAUUUGCAAAUUCUUCCUCAGUUAGUUAAAAAAAUGAAAUUGGCCGAUAUUAUGACGAUCCUAGGUAGCAUAGAUAUCAUUAUGGGAGAAGUUGAUCGUUGA
Molecule: messenger RNA, 1895 nt
Organism: Cornus florida
Lineage: Eukaryota; Viridiplantae; Streptophyta; Magnoliopsida; Cornales; Cornaceae
Product: NAD(P)H-quinone oxidoreductase subunit H, chloroplastic
Exons: 1
Coding region: 714-1895 (393 amino acids)
Molecular function (GO): quinone binding; NADH dehydrogenase (ubiquinone) activity; NAD binding
Source: RefSeq, a predicted model, not a curated record